AUGGCCGGUCUCGCCAGCAGCGAUCCUGAGGCAAACGAGGAGUUCAACAUGUUCUCUCCUCUCUUCAGCCCCACACAACACAAGGUGACUGAGCGGCGGCCGCCGGCGCUGCCGCUGUGGGCCCUGCUGGUCACCAGUGGCGCCGCCCUGGUGGCCUCCGCCGACACCAGCAGCGACAUCUGUCCGGAGAAGUGCAGCUGCUCCGAGCAGACGCCGCGGGCCGUCAGCUGUCGAGGACGCAGUCUGGUGGAGCCCCCUGACGGCCUCCCACCGGACACGGCCGUCCUCGACAUCAGCUCCAACCGUCUGGCCGGCGGUCUGGCCGAGCUCGGCCGUCUGACAGCGCUGCGCGAGCUCCGGCUGGACGACAACCGGCUGCCAGCGGUGCCGCGCGGCGCGCCGCUGCGCCUCCUCUCACAACUGCGGCUCCUCAGCAUGACCCGGAACGGCAUCCGGACCAUGUACGAGGACGCGUUCCGGGGUCUGGUGAGUCUGGAGGAGCUGUCUCUGGCGACCAACAAGAUCGGUCACAUCGAGGAUGAGGCGUUCUCUGAGCUGCAGUCGCUGCGAACGCUCAACCUGAGCGGUAACCAGCUGACCACUGUGUCACCGGCCUGGUUCCGCCAGCUGGCUAACGUCACCACGCUGGACCUGUCAGGGAACCGGCUGCGGCACAUGCCGGUCGGCGUGCUGGGCGGCAUGGCGGCGCUACGGCGGCUGCUGCUGGCGGAGAACCACAUCACCUCACUACACACAGCAUCACUGCUGGGCCCGCGCAACCUCUCCUCGCUCGACCUGAGAGGAAAUCAGCUGACGGCGGCACCGAGCGCGGCGCUGCGGCGAGCCGCCCACCUGGACACAGUGCGGCUGUCGGACAACCCGUUCGCCAAGCUGCCGGCGGCGUCGUUCGCCGGCCUCUCCGUCCGUGAGCUGGAUCUGAGCUCGCUGCCGCGGCUGCAAAUUAUCGACAGCGGCGCGUUCGUCAACCUGAGCCGCCUGGUGGAGCUGCGUCUGAACGGCAGUGGCGCGCUGAGGUACGUGGCGCCGCGGUUUGUACACGGCGCGCCGGCGCUCCGCCGCCUGCUGCUGCACGACACGGGCCUGCUCAGCCUGGCAGCAGAGCUGGCCGAGGAGCUGGCCGCGCCGCUGCAGCUGUCUCUGUACGGUGCGCCGCUGCGCUGCGACUGCGUGCUCGCCUGGCUACCGACGGCGCUGGCCUCAGGCUCAGUGACGCUCGCCCAACCGGAGGGCACACUAUGUAAGACACCCGAGCAGCUACGCGGACGCCGACUGGACGCGGUGCCGGCGGCGACGCUGGGGGACACCUGCGGUCCGACGUUGGUGCCGCUCGGACGGUCCACCGUGCGGCGCGACACCGGCCAGCGGCUAACACUCGAGUGUCGCGCCACGGGCCGGCCGGCGCCGCGACUCAGCUGGAGGUCACCGCGGCAGAACACCAGCCGCAGCGGUGGCUCGCUGCUGCUGCGCCACGUCACCGAGGCGGACGCCGGCCGGUACUGGUGUGUGGCCGAGAGCAGUCGCGGCACAGCCAACAGGUCCGUCACCGUGCGGGUCCAGGAGGUGGACAUCCACCUCUUCCCCACCGGCGUCUCCUCCAAGUUCGUCACGCUGGUCUGGAACGGCACGGCGCGCAACAACUUCCCCCGCUAUCAGCUGAUGUACGGGCGCGCCGGUGAGGACGAGUCGGACUACGAAUCGCGCAUCGUCACCCCGUUCCACCGCUCCUACACUAUCGGCGGUCUGCAACCGAGCACCAGCUACCAGUUCUGUCUCAGCUACCCGGACCGCGACAGCCGACCGGUGCGCAUCUCCUGUACAGACGUCCGCACACGAGACGCCGCGUUCAUGACGCGAGGCAUCCGCCGAGAGUGGACGGCAGCGGCGGCGGCGGCGGCCGGCGUGGCGGCGCUCGUGCUGGCCGGUCUGACACUGCUGGCAGUGGCGGCACGCCGCUACCGCAGCCGGCUGAGGGAGGAGAACGACAAGGACACCGGCAGCCAGAUCCCGCUGGAGAGCUUCUACAGCCCGCUGCUGAGCCAGUCGUCACCCAGCUGACAGUCACCGGCCGGCGGCGGCCGGCGCUCGGCGCCCUGUUCGCGCCAGUGCACGCCGCGGCCGGCCCACCGCAACAACCGCCGCCAGUCGACGCCGGCCACGGCCUCGGGCCGGCACCUGACGCCGCGCGGCGGCCGCGGCCCGCGCCGGCCGCAGUGCGACUGCGCCAGUCUGCGCGGUACGCCGCUGGCCGGGCGGCGGCCGGCCGACGGGGACGGCUCGGGGCCCAGCGGAGCCGCCGCCGGCCCCAGCGGGCCCACAACCACAGAGGCGGUGGUGGAGAAACCACCUGAGUCGACAGAGCCAGCGACCAAGGCGGUGACGGCCGCGGUGGAGCCGCGCCGCCACUCGGGAGGGGUGGAGCCCCGCCGCCACUCGGGUGGGGCGAUGGUAAUGCGCACAGACCAUUCGGUCACAGAGACAGUGGACAUUGAGACGGUGCCCAUCAUCGAACAAGAGCUCAAGAGCUAGAGCUGCCACAGCGCUGGGUGGCGGACGCGUUCAAACUAAGUGGCGAGCUUCGAUGGAGAUUGGAAAAACUAAACCUGGGCGGUCUCGGAAUACCGGGCCAAACGUUCCCGUAAUAUUCACUAUCGCUUCGAAGCGCUAACGCACCAAGUAUUAGUGAAUUCAUGUGCCAAACACUACGCUUACCAUUCACUGCACCAGCGCUUUUUAAUGCACAAAAGGGGUUGGAUGUCUUGUUUGCAGAUGUGUUGCUUAUGACGUGGAGAUGUUAUGAUGUUGACAGAAUAUGAGAUCUCAUUAAUACAAUUCA
Molecule: messenger RNA, 2854 nt
Organism: Amphibalanus amphitrite
Lineage: Eukaryota; Metazoa; Arthropoda; Thecostraca; Balanomorpha; Balanidae
Product: leucine-rich repeat neuronal protein 1-like
Exons: 2
Coding region: 1-2076 (691 amino acids)
Molecular function (GO): protein binding
Source: RefSeq, a predicted model, not a curated record